This is a messenger RNA of Cavia porcellus (domestic guinea pig), 4403 nucleotides long. It is a transcript of the gene Mrtfa, whose product is annotated as myocardin related transcription factor A. The record is from RefSeq and is a predicted model, not a curated record. The transcript has 16 exons. The coding region runs from base 821 to 3523 and encodes 900 amino acids. NCBI's taxonomy places the organism in Eukaryota, Metazoa, Chordata, Mammalia, Rodentia, Caviidae. Gene Ontology annotation, molecular function: transcription coactivator activity. Gene Ontology annotation, biological process: positive regulation of transcription by RNA polymerase II; smooth muscle cell differentiation. Gene Ontology annotation, cellular component: nucleus.
GCGGGUGUGGUGGGAGGGUCCGCAGGUUCCGUGCCUGAGAGGAGCCGGCGGUGUCCGUGCGUGUGUUGGCCCUGGCGGCCGCUAGAGCGACCGGCCCACCUUCCCCACCCCUUCGGCUGGGCUCACCACACGCCCUCAGCUCCUGCAGACUUCUCUCUAGCCUCGCGGGCCCUGGCUGGAGGCUGAGCCUCGGGAGGAGACGUGAGCCGCUGACGCGGGAGUGGGGCAGACCGCGGCGCCCGGCCCGGGAGGAGAGCUAGGCGUGAUCGAAGGGUAUGAUUGGCAUGGAAUUGAAUUUCAUCUGUGUGUGGGAAUUGUAAGCAAGAAUAACUCCAGAAUUGUGAUUAUAAAAUGCUCUGGGCAAAUAAAGUACUAUGCAGAUGACAUUCCUCCUGUGGCGGUGAAAACUACAUCAGCAGUCCUUCCUCUGCACUUCCAUGACUUGCUGUGUGGGUCACAGUUGUGUGCGCCACCUGAACAGACUUGAACUCCGCUUUACUCUGCCAUCACAAAAGUCAAAGUGGAUUUCUCCAGUGUGGUGUGCUUGCCCCCUUCCGUCAUUGCUGUGAAUGGGCUGGACGGAGGUGGGGCUGGCGAAAAUGAUGAAGAACCGGUGCUCACGUCCCUGUCUGCUGCACCCAGCCCUCAGAGUGAAGCUGUUGCCAAUGAACUGCAGGAGCUCUCCCUGCAGCCCGAGCUGACCCUGGGCCUGCAUCCUGGCAGGAAUCCCAAUUUGCCUCCACUUAGUGAGCGUAAGAAUGUGCUGCAGUUGAAGCUCCAGCAGCGCCGCACCCGGGAAGAGCUGGUGAGCCAAGGGAUCAUGCCACCUUUGAAAAGCCCAGCUGCAUUUCAUGAGCAGAGAAGGAGCUUGGAGCGGGCCAGGACAGAGGACUACCUGAAACGGAAGAUCCGCUCCCGGCCGGAGAGAUCGGAGCUGGUCAGGAUGCACAUCUUGGAAGAGACCUCUGCGGAGCCUUCCCUCCAGGCCAAGCAGCUGAAACUCAAGAGAGCCAGACUAGCUGAUGACCUCAAUGAGAAGAUUGCCCAGAGGCCUGGCCCCAUGGAGCUAGUGGAGAAAAACAUCCUGCCCGUGGAGUCUAGUCUGAAGGAAGCCAUCAUCGUGGGCCAGGUGAACUACCCAAAAGUGGCAGACAGCUCUUCCUUCGACGAGGACAGCAGCGACGCCUUAUCCCCUGAGCAGCCUGCCAGCCAUGAGUCCCAGGGCUCGGUGCCAUCGCCCCUGGAGGCCCGCAUCAGCGAACCACUGCCGAGUGCCACCUCCGUGUCCCCCACUCAGGUUCUUUCUCAGCUCCAGCUGGGCCCAGAUGCAGGAGAAACACUGUUCGUGGCAGAGCAGCCGCCUUUGCCUCCUCCACCUCUGCUGCCUCCCAGCCUCACCAACGGGGCCAGUGUGCCCACCGCCAAGCCCACCCCUGCGCUCAUCAAGCAAAGCCAACCCAAGUCUGCUGGCGAGAAGGUGCAGCGCAGCAAGAAGGCCAAGGAGCUGAAGCCCAAGGUGAAGAAGCUCAAGUACCACCAGUACAUCCCGCCCGACCAGAAGCAGGACAAGGGUGCGCCUGCCAUGGACUCGUCCUACGCCAAGAUCCUGCAGCAGCAGCAGCUCUUCCUGCAGCUGCAGAUCCUGAACCAGCAGCAGCAGCAGCAUUACAACUACCAGACGAUCCUGCCCGCCCCGCCCAAGCCAGCGGGGGAGGCCCUGGGAAGCAGCGGGACCCCCCCAGUGCGCAGCCUCUCCACCAGCAACGGCUGCAGCAGCGCAAGCACCCCAGGGCCCGGGGGGCUGGCCCGCCAGAACAGCGCCCCUCUCUCUGGCAAGCCAGGAGCCCUGCCAGCCAACCUGGACGACAUGAAGGUGGCGGAGCUGAAGCAGGAGCUGAAACUGCGGUCCCUGCCCGUGUCCGGCACCAAGACCGAGCUCAUCGAGCGCCUGCGCGCCUACCAGGACCAAGCGGGCCCGGCGCCCAGUGCGCCCAAGGCUCCCGCCGCCCCCGCCCUGCUGUCCAAGGCAGGCGAGGUGGUGGUCGCCUUCCCGGCGGCCCGGCUGAGCACGGGGCCGGCCCUGGUGACCACAGGCCUGGCCCCAGCCGAGGUGGUGGUGGCCACGGUGACCAGCAACGGUGUGGUCAAGUUCGGCAGCACAGGCUCCACGCCCCCCGUGUCCCCCACACCCUCGGAGCGCUCGCUGCUCAGCACUGGCGAUGAGAACUCCACGCCCGGGGACGCCUUCAGCGAAACGGUCACGUCACCCUUGACGCAGCUCACGCUGCAGCCGUCGCCGCUGCAGGUGCUGGUGAAGGAGGAGGGCUCGGCGCGCGAGGCGGAGGGCCUGGACAAGGACCAGAUGCUGCAGGAGAAGGACCGGCAGAUCGAGGCGCUGACGCGCAUGCUCCGGCAGAAGCAGCGGCUGGUGGAGCUGCUCCGGCUGCAGCUGGAGCGGGAGAAGCGCGCGCAGCAGCCGGGCGCCGCGGUGAAGCAGGAGGGCGGCCCCGCCAGCUGCCCGCUCAGCCGCCAGGCCCCGGCCGCCGCGCGCGCCUUCAGCCCCGGCCUGGCGGCCCCCGCGGCCAUGCCCGCAGAUGCCGGGGCCGUGGCGGUGAAGCAGGAAGCGGCGCCGCCCGAGCCCGGCCCGGGCCCGCAGCUGCUCCUGGGCGCGCAGGGCAGCGGCCGCCUCCCGGGGGUCACCGCGCCCACGCUCGUCCUCAGCGUGACCAACAGGAAGGCAGACAGCCCCUGCCUGCCCAGCGGGAACCCUCUGCAGCCGCUGUCCCAGCCCGGCUCCCCCGCCCCCGGCCCGCCCACCCGCAUGGACCUGGAGCCCCCUCCGCAGCCCCAGCCCGCCUUCGGGGCGCCCGCUUCCCUGCUGAAGAAGGAGCCGCCCGGCUACGGCUACAAGGAGGAGGCCGGGCCGCAGCCGCCCAAGCCGCAGGAGAAUGGCUGCUGCAGCCAGCAGAUGGAUGACCUGUUCGACAUCCUGAUUCAGAGUGGAGAAAUCUCAGCAGAUUUCAAGGAGCCGCCGUCUCUGCCCGGGAAGGAGAAGCCUCCCUCUGUAGCAGCCUGUGGGUCCCCUCUGGCAGCACAGCUGUCACCAGCUGCUGAGCUCCCCCAGGCUGCGCCACCCCCACCAGGCUCACCCACACUGCCAGGGCGCCUGGAGGACUUCCUAGAGAGCAGCACAGGGCUACCCCUGCUGACUGGUGGCCAUGAGGGCCCGGAGCCUCUGUCCCUCAUUGAUGACCUCCACAGCCAGAUGCUGAGCAGCUCUGCCAUCCUGGACCACCCCCCGUCACCCAUGGACACCUCAGAAUUGCACUUUGCCCCUGAGCCUAGCAGUGGUGUGGGCCUGGACCUGGCCGACGGCCACCUGGACAGCAUGGAUUGGCUGGAGCUCUCGUCAGGUGGGCCUGUGCUCAGCCUGGCACCCCUUGGCUCCACCACGCCCAGCCUUUUCUCCACGGACUUCCUCGAUGGCCAUGACCUGCAGCUGCACUGGGACUCCUGCUUGUAGCUCUCCUGAGACGGAGGCGGGGAAGGGGCUGGAGCCAACAUGGCUGUGUGCCGCGUUGAGCCUUGACAAUCAUGGGCCGGCCCUGCUUGGCCUUUCCCUGGGUGGCUGGGGCCACUGCUGGCUCUGGCACACUGGGGUGGAGGAGAAGCUGCCAUCGGCAGCUCAGGCUCUGCUGGGGCUUUGGAGGCCUGGCCAGGGCCAUUUCAAUUCGACCUCCUUUUGUGAGGUCAGAGGUGCACUGUCGGACUGGUGGCGUGGAGGGAGGAUAGCACCUGGGCGUCUCCUUGGUCAGCCGGGCCCGGGCUUCUGCUACUUCCUGGGGAGGCUUCCUGCCGUUCAGUGUUUUUGGCGUGACCAUGUAGAGGUUGGUGGCAACACUUCCCUGUACAGGUGUAUAUACUGCUAUAUUAUGUAUCAGCGAACAAUAUAUGCAUCUAUUUUGGGGGGUGCAGGAGAUGGGUGCAGUUCCCCUGACCUGCUUUCACAUACAGAAGGGCUGGAUUGAGGGUCACCCUGAGCUGUGCCACAAGCCCCGGCCAGCUGCCUGGGCUCACCCCUCACGUGUGUUUAACAUGCAGACACCCUGUCACCGCCUGUGCCCCACCUUCCUGCUACCCAGCUCUCCUUAGUGCCACAAGGGUUUCCUGGCCCUCCUGCCAGGAGCUCCCCGCUGCCUGCUCCAUCCCUGGCUCAGUGCAGCCCACUCCACCCUGGGACAGGAGGGGCUCGACCAGCCUGCUGUGGGUGCGCCUGCUGCCCCAGGCCGCCAGACUCGCAUGCUGGGCUGUUUCAUGGGGUGAAGGGAUGGAGUCACCAAACCCAGUGCUGGGAUGAAGGUGGGAACUGUGUGAACUUUUUAAAAUAAAAGCAAAAACACUGA